AUGGUAAGUGAAGAAGAAGAAGCAGGUGAUAAUGAGAUGCAAAUGCGUAAUGGACAACGUUAUGGAGGAAUGAUAGUUGAUCGUUGUGGCAACUGUUUUUUUAAUUAUGGCUUACUACAAAUAGCUGUUUACAUCAGUCAUGGCAUCAUAAAGACUAUAAGAACUAGAUAUAAUUGCCUGUUCCUACUUGAAUUGUUUCGCUACUUGAUCCGGUUUUACAAUUCCCGUAUUACAUGUCUCAAAUUACAUGGUUGCUGCAAAGUGGCGACGAAAGGAUAUUGUACUAAGCUCAGUCAUUUCAGGAUUAUAAAAACGAACCAUAGUUCAUGUACGGUGAACUCUUUGGCAAAUAAUACGAUUAUUUAUCACAAUAUAGUAAUGCCUAGAACCAGUAAUGGAACGCCAUUUUUCCAGUUCGGGUUUUCAGGAGUAAUUCAAUUUUUCUUAAAGCCAUGUAGUGCCAGAAGCACAGUUUACUUUGAGAAGCCCAUUUGCUCAAUAAAGGGAUUGUCACUAGGGCAAAUCAGCACAGCAUGUCCUUUUGGUAAUACACUACACAAUGGGAGCUUAAAAUUUGCGUGUGAUGCUACAAGUCGGACUUUCUUUGGUGGAAUUGAACUAAAGUCGAAUAAAGAUGGCUCAAUCAGUUUGAAGGACCAGUCUAAAUAUUGGCUUUGGGGGAUGGAAGUGCGUAGAGAACAAUAUAUUAUUAGUGUUAAAUGCUUUUGA
Echinococcus granulosus is the source of this 729-nucleotide messenger RNA. RefSeq lists its product as hypothetical. NCBI's taxonomy places the organism in Eukaryota, Metazoa, Platyhelminthes, Cestoda, Cyclophyllidea, Taeniidae. Bases 1 to 729 code for a protein of 242 amino acids. The record is from RefSeq and is a predicted model, not a curated record. The transcript is spliced from 6 exons.